AUGAGUCGGCCCCACGAUAAGCUGAACAACCCAACACAGCGAGAUGAAUCUCUGGCUCCUCCCACCAGCUCCACAACUCCAGACCCUGGUCAGCAGGCUGUGCUCAACGUCAUGCCCACCUUGCCCUACGUGGUUGUCAUUGACAAUGUCUCAGACGCUACCAGUCACACGGAAAUCCAAAAAGUCAUCCAUAAGAACUUGCCCCCGAGCGAUGUGCCCGAAAAACCACGAUACCACAUUCUAGAUGUCUCCAACGGACGAGCCACUGUGGAAUUUGCCGGCUCCAACCUGGCUCAUUCUGUCGCUGAUGCCCUUGAUCAAAAUGAUAUCAACGGAUCAACCGUCAACUGUUCUGUGCUAGAUAAUCCUACGUUGGCUACACCGGCUCCUGAAAUCACACAGACGGCUCCUACGCCACCUUCCAUGGGCUCCAUGAAUCCGUUUUUAUACAUGUCCCCAAUGUAUGUCGACUACGGCUACUAUGGGCCAGGACCGCAGCAUGGACCUGGUCUUUAUUCUCGUGGCAACCUGAUACAUCCAGGCAUGCCCUCAGGAAUGCCUGUACAGCCACAUCCAGGUGUCCAUGGUGUUCACAGCGUUCCCAGCAUGGGUAGCAUGUCAGGCUUCCCCCCUCCUUUUUACUAUGGUGGCCAGGAAGUCCCCAAUAUGGGCUAUCCUCCAAUGCACGGUGCAUAUGCUCCCUCAUACCCUCUGUCCCGCCGUCUGCUGACUCGUCUGAGCAGUAAUUAUAGCCGACCUCGGUCCUCGAGAAAUAGCUCCAUAUCGCUUAAUCGUCAAGGCAGCAGUCAGUCAUUUAGACGAGGCAGCAACCUGCGGCAUAGCUCCUUGAGCAGUGCGCCAGGUCGAACAAACUCAAGUAUACUGGAAUAUGGCAAAGAUGAUUUGACUGAUUUUGCAGUACCCGAAAGUCCCGUGGGUGAAGAGCUUGAGGAGGAGGGUGCUGAUGAGGAAGGCAUGAUCUAUAUCGAUGACGAAAACGGACAACGAGUAAGAGUGAACCCACGAAGGCUUUUUGUGGGAAACAUUCCUUUCAACUCGACAUGGCCAGCGCUCAAAAACUUUUUGGUAUCGAGGUCGGAGGAAAUCGAGCCCAACAAUGAUAUAGAGAUUCUAAAAGUUGAAAUCCCAAUGCAACCCCCACGAGAGCAAACCAACACAUCGACCAUGGGUUCAUAUUACUAUUUGGCAACGCUAUCACAACAGCUUCAAAAUGGCUCUGGCGGUUCUGGCCCCCAUGGCCCUCCUCCUCCUCAUAAUAACGAGAGACCGCCACAGCGUGGUCUAAGUCGAGGAUUUGCAAUUGUCACAACAGGUAAUAGAGCGUCACUGGAAAAGCUUAUACGAUAUUUCAAUGAGGUCGAAUUUGAAAAUAGGCCCAUGACGGUGCGUUUCGACAGGUUUCCGAACUUCAAUGGCUAUGUGCUCCAGCAGCUAAAUCCCUCGCUACGCAGUGGCUCAGUGGGGUCCAAGAAUAAGCCUGGCUUCCUCACGAACCUCGCGUUUGAACGCAACCUGUUCCAGCAUAAGUAUUACUAUGGUUCUGCGCCGCAGUUCCAGCCCAUGGCACAGCCUUACCCUAACGGACCGGGCCCCAUUGAAAACAUUGGUCUCCAUUACAAAUGUCUUUUGGCACUUAUUCAACAUCUGUUCCCGGAAAUUGACGUUAACAACAUCGAUGCCUUAAUUGAUGUGGGAGAGCGCAAUGGUGUCUCGAUGCCUUCAAGGUAUGGUGGAAAAGACGACAAGGAGCUUCGUGAUCUCUCUUUGUUGAUCACUCUGGGUAAGUUGCCCUCGAGCAGGCUGAAUUCGCUUGAUCUGGAUUUCGACUUGAAGGUGGAAGACCUGGAUAGCUUGGCUGCCGAACUGGUGCUGGACUCAGACACUUUACUGCAACAACAGGACCUUGUCAUCACCGAUCACAAUGGCAACAGACACAUGAUUGGUCCUCUCGGUCUGCCUGCUGUGUUUGACUCCUCGGUGAAGGCUUUAGCCAACAUGUUCGACAUUGACCUUUCUGCAUGCCCAACUCUCCAGCAUGCUUUCCAGGGUGAGUUGGUGUUAACGUCAAGCAAUGAGCCCUUGGAUCCUUCCGACUUGGGCCUCUUGUACAACCUGAUGUUCCCAUACCUUGACGACAUCUCAGUCCAAGAAGCUACUUACUUCACUGACUGCUUCUUCGGCAAUGUGCAUCCUCGUUAUCCAUGUUUCGUGGAAAGCGUGUUCAGAUCGUUCCAUGAACGCUUCUGGGCCGCAAUGGCCUCCAAGUCCAGAGACCGUUUCAUUUCACACCACACCAUCUGCAGCAUAUACAUGGUCUGGCUUCUCGGGCGUCUCUUCAGCCCUGGAAGCUUACCCAGAAUUGACCAAAGCAUAGUUCAAAGAUACCUUCACAUCAUCAGAUUGUGUCUUUCCGAUAUCGUCCUCACACCAACACUCGAUGGUAUUCGUACCUUGGUGCUACUUGCCAUCUACAUGGAGAACACCAUGCGUAGAGAAAGCGCCUAUGUGUUGAUCCAAGUUGCUGCUCGUCAUUGCAUUACUCUCGGUCUCCAUAGAGAGUCUCUGGUUAUGCAAGUGGCUGACAAACUGAAAGUGGAGGAGCUGAGGAGAAUCUGGUGGGCCGUUUUUACCAUGGAGGUAUCUGUCAGCUGCCAAAUGGGUCGGUCCUCGACAAUCCAUAUGUCCGAUGUUUCUGCUUCUUAUCCACUUUGCUAUGAUGUGAUCCCUUCCCCCGAAUAUUCUCCCACGUACAUGGCCAUUCUUGAUAUCACCAAGGUCAUGCACGAGGUUUUGGAAUACCGUCAAGCCGUCGACAAUACAGAAUCCAUGAUGUCGAACGAAAAUCUCGAUAAGGCUCUUGCGCUUGAUGAGAAACUUACAAGAACCAUGCAGCGUACUGAUCAGUCCUUGUUGGAUCUUUCAAUGAUUGCAGACUACAAGAUCCAUUUGCUGAUGCGCUACCACCACGAUCGUCUUACGAUCCUGCUUCCUUUCUUUUCCAAGGUGGCAGAGGACCCUCAAUAUGCCUCUAACCCAACUGUCCAAACCCUUUUGACUCAAGGUUUGCGUCUGAGCAUUGCUAUAUCACAAAUCAUUCAUGCAAGUAUGUCCUCCAACAUGCUCAACGGCACAAUUCAUGCCGACAUCUUUUACACAUUCCACGCCACGAUGGGUCUUGUCAUGGGUUACUGUCUCAUGAACAACAGCCAAAUAAAUAGCAACUUGAAGCUUGGUGUUUCCAAUGCGGAAGUUCAGCAAGCCAUUGAGAGAAUCCGUGGUCUCUCUCUUUCCAGCAGAGGCAUGUGUUUUGGUACUCUUCUCAAGUUUAGCACAUUCAUCGACGCUUUCAUUGCUGGAUACGAUUACCUCAGAGGCCCUGCUCAUUACAAGCGCCCUAGUGAGCCCGCUUCAUAUGGUAUCACAACCAGUGCUAAGCAGGAUAUGCUGGAGAUGUUCUCGGCUGCUGAAGUUCGUGUCAAGAUGGAAGACAACUCCUUGGGUGAAGGAUUUGAUGAUUACUUCAUGAAGACGCAAAGGAAUGAUUAUGACACACAGUCUGGGUUCCAUUCGGUAGAUAUCCCCCAAUUUAACGAGAUGGUCUUCAAUGGCGGUAUAUCCAAUUUCGGCAAUGGCUUCGGUGCACCUGAACGCUUCACCACAGAAAGCGUACUUCCAGGGGAAUGA
Molecule: messenger RNA, 3705 nt
Organism: Candidozyma pseudohaemuli
Lineage: Eukaryota; Fungi; Ascomycota; Pichiomycetes; Serinales; Metschnikowiaceae
Exons: 2
Coding region: 1-3705 (1234 amino acids)
Biological process (GO): DNA-templated transcription
Molecular function (GO): zinc ion binding; DNA binding; RNA binding
Source: RefSeq, a predicted model, not a curated record